AUGCCAGGGGCUGUAGUUUCCACCGGCAUCACCGGAAUUAGCUUGCUGAUGACCCUGUCCAGAAGAAUUUCAAAUCCGUAUUUGGAAACUCCUUCAAAGAUUUAUGGAGAAAGUUCUUCAUGUGCUGGGAGAGCUCUCAGGAAUAUUUUUACUCUACAAGCAUCUGACCUGAUUAAAGACAGGGUGUACCUUACUGGCAUUUGCAGGAGAAGCUGUGUUGGAUCGGAACUGGUAGACUGGCUUCUGGAGCAGUGCCCUUUUGUUAAGUGCAGAUCUACAGCAGUUGGAGUGUGGCAGCUCCUCCUGGAUAUGGGCAUUAUAUUAUCGGUGGACAGACAACUCUAUUUUCAAGAUGCUCAUGCUUUCUACCAGUUCUCAGCGGAUGAAUGUACCUACCUUUUCUGUGAAUUUGAGAAAGAGGAAGGGUGGAAGAAUGGGGUAAAGCUCCUACUUCAGCUACUGCCGUUGUCUCCUCCCAGGAUUGACAUGUGUAAUCUGCCUGAUCAAAAAAUAGAAGAUACGGCAGAAACCAAUGCUGAAAUUCUUGCUCGUCUCACUUCUGCGGUACAGAGAGAACUGGCUGCUGUCAUUGCCUUGAAAGCAAGGAAGUCAGCCAUUCAUCAAAAUGAGGAAAACAGCAGUCAAGAAAUAAGAGGACUAGGAGAGCUCAAGGAUACCUCUGAUGCUCAGGCAGGGGUUUUGUGCAAGCUUCAGGCAAGAGAUGACAUCGGACGGAUUGAGCUGGUCCAGAAGCUGGCGAGAGAAAACUGCCAGUUUUUGCAGGCGGACAGAAAACCACCGGAGAAGGCAGAACAACUUCUCAAAUAUGCGGGCAACAAAAAAAUCACGGCCGGUGAAAUGGAAGAUUACAAUUAUACAUCAGUAUUCCUUAGUCCGUGUAUUGCCUUCAUACAUGUGUUUGACACACUGAACGAUGUAACGGAACCAGGUCAGAAUGAGAGGAACGGCAACUGCGGGCUGUUACUUGCAUUGAAGCAGCUGCCUCUUUUGUGUCGCUCACCCUGGGGUGACGGAAUCUGCCAGGGGGACCUCGCAGGGGGCUGCCAGCAGCUCUUCGGCAGUCGCUGGGUUUCCAUGCCCCCUGCUCGGUCAGCAGCAGCCCCUCACCGCCGGCGCCGCUGGCUCAGCCGGCGGUGGCUGCUCCGUGGGGGCGGGCUGCCGGUGCAGGAACGGAUGAUUUACAUCGACGAGGAGGACGAGGAGGACGAGUGGAGCAGCCGCUCGCAGUCCUCCACCGAGGAUGACUCCGGGGACUCUCUGCUUUCCGACAGAUACGUGGUGGUGUCGGGGACGCCGGAGAAGAUUUUGGAGCAUCUCCUCAGCGACCUGCACCUGGAAGCCGCCCAGGACAAAGAGACUGAAACUCUCCUGGAUGACUUCCUUCUCACGUACACGGUCUUCAUGACGACUGAUGACUUGUGCCAGGCGCUUCUGAGGCACUAUUGUGCUAAGAACCACCAAGGGAAAGAAGACGACUCUGAUGUAUCCUGUAGGAAACGAAAAGUCCUGCAUUUGGUGUCUCAGUGGACUUCUCUCUACAAAGACUGGUUACAUGAAGACGAGCAUUUAAAACAAUUUUUAAAGACAAUAUACAGGAAUGUGUUAGAUGAUGUGUACGAAUAUCCCAUUCUUGAGAAGGAACUGAAAGAAUUUCAGAAGAUACUUGGGAUGCAUCGUCGUCACACUGUAGAUGAGUAUUCACCUCACCGAAAGAAUAAAACCUUUUACCACCAGUUCAGUCUAAAGGAGAACUGGCUGCAGCACAGAGGAGCCAUGAGUGAAACAGAAGAAAUUUUCUGCCGUGUCUACAUAACAGAGCACUCCUAUGUCAGUGUGAAAGCUCAAGUAUCCACUUCAGCUCAGGAGAUACUGAAGAUCGUAGCAGAAAAGAUCCAGUACCCGGAGGAGGAGCUGGCGCUGGUGACAGUCGCGUUCUCUGGCGAAAAACAUGAACUACAACCAAAUGACUUGGCUAUCUCAAAAUCUUUUGAGUCAUCCAGUCGUAUGUUUGUCUACCGAAAAGAUCUGACUGAUUCUUUGAACCCAUUUGCUGAAAACGAGGAAUUGCAGCAAAGGUCUGUGAGAAUUUUGGGAAUCAACACCUGGGAUCUUGCCUUAGAACUAACAAACUUUGACUGGAGCCUCUUCAAUGCAAUUCAUGAGCAAGAGCUGAUAUACUUCACGUUCAGCAGACAGGGCAGUGCUGAAAACACUGAGAAUCUCAGCCUUCUGCUUCAAAGGUGCAAUGAGGUCCAGCUUUGGGUUGCCACCGAGAUACUCCUCUGCAGCCAGCUCUGCAAACGUGUACAGCUCGUCAAAAAGUUCAUCAAGAUUGCUGCCCACUGUAAAGCCCAAAGAAAUCUGAAUUCAUUCUUUGCUAUUGUUAUGGGUCUCAACACUGCAUCUGUCAGCCGGCUGUCUCAGACCUGGGAGAAAAUUCCUGGGAAGUUCAAGAAACUUUUCACUGAACUUGAAAGUUUGACAGACCCUUCCCUGAAUCACAAAGCUUACAGAGAUGCAUUCAAGAAAAUGAAAUCUCCGAAAAUCCCCUUCAUGCCCUUACUUCUGAAAGAUGUAACAUUCAUCCAUGAAGGAAAUAAAACUUUUCUGGAUAACCUUGUUAAUUUUGAAAAGCUGCACAUGAUUGCAGAUACUGUUCGGUCAUUGAGACAUUGCAGAAAUAACCAGUUUGGCAAUGAAGUUCCUUCAAAAGAGCAUCAUGAGCUGAAGCCAUACGUCCAUCAUCUGCAUGUCAUCGACAACCAGCAAGCUCUGUUUGAGCUUUCCCACAGGAUAGAGCCGCGAGUGUGA
Egretta garzetta (little egret) is the source of this 2832-nucleotide messenger RNA. RefSeq names its product Rap guanine nucleotide exchange factor 5 (gene RAPGEF5). NCBI's taxonomy places the organism in Eukaryota, Metazoa, Chordata, Aves, Pelecaniformes, Ardeidae. Gene Ontology annotation, biological process: positive regulation of GTPase activity; Ras protein signal transduction. The transcript has 27 exons. Gene Ontology annotation, cellular component: plasma membrane. Bases 1 to 2832 code for a protein of 943 amino acids. The record is from RefSeq and is a predicted model, not a curated record. Gene Ontology annotation, molecular function: guanyl-nucleotide exchange factor activity.